AUCGCUUAUCAGACUAUUGAAAGAACCUUCAUUCGCGAGAGGUUAGGUGUGAGUAAGUUUUACCGCAGUGAGGAAGAAAAACAAAAACUUGUUAUGAUGAUGUUCUGCGUGGAAUUAUUUGUUUGUUUUGGAAAUGUUUUGUGAUGUUGAUAUCUGCUUAGUGAGUGCCACGUUAUUGUACUUUCCAUACAUGGAUAAAAAAUAUUCUGCUCUCAGCCACUGUGCCACGCUUGUUAAUUUCGUAAUAUUUUUAAAUUAUUAAUCCUAGUCAAAAUACGCUUUUGUGAUACUUAUUUUACGGAAUUUGCCUCGUUACAGAGAACUAUUCUGAAAAUUUCGCUGGAAUUUUUUACUCAAGAUGAUGUUUAUGAGUGUGUUAUCUGAGAGAAAAUUUCAGAAUCAGAUUUAUUAAUCAACAAAAUGGGAACAAAUAAACAUUUCGCACAAUUAUGUUUCUCAAGAGAGCAUCGAAAUGAUAAAUAAUUUGGGGAAUGCUUUCAUACAAAAUGUCUUGAACACAAGUUAACGGAAUAAAAAAUCAUUUAGUGAUGAUAACACUCUUAUCAUCACUAAAUGAUAAAAAUUACCAUAGAUGGCAUCAUUUUUCUUUAAUUUUAUCCAAGUAGUUUGUUUAGCAAAUAUGUAAUUUAAACAGUAAUUUAAAUUUUACCGUAAGUCAUUUUGUAGGUCGAAUUUUCAUAAAAAAGUUGAAUUAGAUGUGUUGUUUGCAAAAUUGCCAUCUAUAUUUCAUAUUAGGCAUUGAUAUAAAAAUUAUUAUGCUUUAUAUAAUUAGAUAGUAAAGUAGAAUCGUGAUAGUUUUUAAUAGAAAGAUUUUUGACAUAUGAAUUGUAGAAUAUAAUUGGUAAUUUGUACGAUUUAGUUAUGGAACCUCUCGCUAUCAAUUGGCUUGUAACUUCGUCGGGAUCACCGCUUAUAGCCGUCUUGGCUUUGUGGACCAUAUACGUUUUUCAUACAUAUCGUAGAAGGUGGAGAACCGUAGAUCUCUUUUUACUAACAACAUGCUGUCUGGAACUUGUCAUAUCCAUCUUCACAUUUUGUUACUCCAUCAUAAGCUUAAUCAUACCACCCAUCCAAGCACCCUGUAACUUUACACAGUGGGGGCUGAUAUCCACCAGGACGUUCCAAAUCGCCACCCUAACGUCCAUGGUAGUGGACAGAGCUCUGACGGUCCGCUGGCCUUACCGGUACCGAUUUAGCGUCCGCAGGAACCAAAUACGAUAUCACAUAGGAGUACUUGCCUUGGUCUCGAUACUUGUGGGUGUUGCGGCAGUUUUUGCCAGAGUGAAUAUAAUUGAGAAUAAGAAUUGCUAUUUCCAUCCGUCUCAGUGGGACUUGCGAUAUGUGAUUUUUCUGCUCUCCUUAUACGGAGUACUGAUACUAAUAACGUUCAUAUGCAUGAUACAGAUUGAAAUACAUCGUAGCAGACAUGGUCUGAAGACCAGUGCAAAUGGGUCUUUCCAACUUCCAGAAUGUGCAUCUCCGGACUUACCGUCUGCUACUGGAAUGAACAGUCCACUGGAUACUCAGAGCAGUACUGGCAGUACGCGAGCAUUGCACAGGCCGUCUCGACAAGCGAGCAGGAGGCCUUACGGGAAGAAUAACAAGGGCACAUCAGAUUUGAGAUGGCCAUCUGUGGCUCUAACAACACUGUUGUGCUUUUCGUUAAAUCAUAUCCCCCACUUGGUGUUAAUGAGUAUGGCUGUCUAUUAUCCGUACUUGUGGUCUCCGUGGCACGAAGCAAUCAUCGCGUGGUUAGGUCUUUUAGAAGGAGUCAUCAUACCUCUCGUUUUGUUCUGUAAAGAUCAUGCACUCAGGGGUGGUCUAAGAAGAGCAUUUCAAAGAAGGAGUGGAGCCUUGUCGCCUCUUGUUGGAGACGAUGGUCCUUUCCAGAUGUAUUUCGAUAAGGAUCACUUUCGAAAGAGAGGGACAUUCGGAUCUGUCACUCCCAUUGGCAUCAUCACCAACUACAGGCGCACCCCUGGCAAGAAACGUCGCACUAGGAAAAAUAGUGGCAAAUACACUCUACCCGGUCUUCAUAACGGUGAUUCUGUUCUCGCCAAAUCAUGUUUGAGUGCUGGCUACAUGGGGAACGAACCUCUGAGCAAACUGUCAUGCGCAGAUCUCACUUCGCUGGAGAUGUGGCGAGAGGAAGACGAAGAAAACUUUUAUGCCACCCUAUCAGACGACUUUAGCACUUUCAGUUGCAAGUCUGCGGAUGAUAGUGCCCUCAGCGAAGAUUUGCGCAUCAGUGAAGAAUUGUACGGAGGCUCGUUCACCACUGUAGCCAAUGAUGAUUUUGAAUUUCAUGACACGAGACCGUGUGGAGGUGAAGUGAAAAUGAAACCUGCCCUCUCAGCCACUCCACCCAGCAAUAACAGUUUCAGAGGAGGAUUUUCUAGAAAUGUCUCUUUCAAAGACGAUAUUCGAAAAAAAGAACUGUCCAAACUGUUUCAAGAGCCCCUUCAAAACAUAUUUUCGUACUCUGGAACAAACGAUACUGAGGACGAUCAUAAAGAUCCCGAGGUCUUUAUCUUACCUCCACCAGAAUGGAAAAACAAAGAACAAAGUGAUCUUUUGAUCACGACUGAUUGCGAACUCACACCUCCAAAGAAAUUACAUUCUAAGACUGCUAACAUCACCUGUCAUCAAAAAACCACUUCUUACUCGAUGAAUGAUUUAGAUCUUAUCCACAAAAAGGCCAGUGUUGGUAGUGACAAUGAAACAACAUUUGCACUGCCUGUAAAAAGUGAAUCUACAAUGUCUCUCUAUCGGCUAAAUGUCGAAAGGGACUUGGAUCAAAUGGCAAUGACACCAUCACGCUCUGAAACAAAUGUUAACGGAGACAGUGGAUUCGGUAGCGGCGCUCAGUCCACGAAUCCAAUCUGGUCUGGUUUCCUUUGCAGAAAACCGUCAGAUCCUUUUUGGAACAUUCGCAAACCGUCGAAUCAUUCAUCGACAUCAGCUGCUGCAACACCUACCCGAAACUACCCCGGUGUACUUCAUCCGCGAAUGAGGAAGAUACCGUGGAUUACUGCUUGGAAAAAGCUUGACGAAAAUAGCAAUCGCAACGAACGAAACCAAAUGCAAAACCAACAACAAAGCGAUGGCGGCAUGCUUGAUUGGAAGGAUAAUAUGAUAUACGAACCUAGACAACCUACUGAUGUGUCUAAAACUCAAGUUGGAACUAUCAGUGAAGAACUGUCGGAUAUCAACAGCCCUGAAUAUAGCCACCCCGAUUAUAAUUUAAAUAUUUUUGCGAAAGAAAGCGGCGUACUUUUAGAGAAUGCCUAUGGAAAAAUUGUACGCGAUGAUUGUGGUGUGCAAGUAAAUUUUUAUGGAAGGAAUGUGCUAUACGACGGUAAGGAUACUUUAAAUGGAAACUUAAAUCCCAAUGAUAAAUUGUCUGAAAAACCUUUUACUUACGAUUGCCAAAUUAAAGAACAAAAUAAGGAACCUGCCAAUACUCAUGCACAUGUAAAACACCUUCCUCCUUAUAGUGAAAGGGAUAACAGAAACGAAUCAGUCAAGAUCCUGCAAAUCGAAGAUAAUACACAUCCCCAAAUCAAAUUCGAUUCACGGUUCAAUGAUAGUCAUUAUGAGAAUUUAUUCGGUACCAAAGAAAGUAUUUUUGCUCAGUGUGACCAGUAUUUGGAGAAGAAUACCCCUAAACUACCUGCUAUAAACAAAGAUGAUUCCAAUAUACCAACUAGUGAUUUGUUUCAUUUCCAAAACAUGGAACCCGAAUACGGGCAGGUGCGCAAAAUUGAUAACAGGGUUAAUCAAAAGAAUUACGAAAAAAGGGCCCAGCUAAAAAAUCAAGAACUCACUCGUAAAGACAGUAGCGCAAGAGGCAGUGAUAGAAAUCGAAUUAAACGUAGAGAAAGUCGCAGUCGUAGUGAUGGCAGAGCUAAUAAUGAAAGUCUAUUUCAAUCUCCUUUUAAUUUAGCGGAUAACAAAUCGGAAAAUAUAGGAAACGUCAACGAAGAAAAAGUUGAAAUAGAACUGAAAAAUGUUCCACUAAAGAAAGACAUAAAAUAUGACUUAAAGUUCAGUAAACUCGAUCAAAAUUUAGAAAACCCCCGUGGUUUUAGUCGCCAAGGUAGUCAAGGACGCAAGCCAAUACGAAACGUUAAUGAUCCUAAAAGGUGGAAACUAGAUCAAUCAAAUGCAAAAAAACAAAAUAACGAAUCUCUACAGCAACCAAAAAACCUCGUUACAAAGCUUCCUCGAAGAGAGAGUCAAAAUAAUAAAAAGGAAACUUCAAGCAAUCGCGAACUGGAGUCAACCAAACGACAAUGGGGUGAUGAACGAAAUUCGAACUAUCAAGGUGACAGAAAAAACAGCUUUCAUAAUGUGGAACGCCGGGACAGUUCUAAAAAAAUUGUCGAGCCUAAAGUCUAUGACACUCAAUUUCUCGCAGAGGCAAAAAAUAACGAUAAGGGGGACAAAACAUCUCACAACCGCAAUGAUAACUUACGAAGUAGAAUAUGUCGCCGAGAUAGCUACAAUAAGAAGAAAGAUAUAAAGAACGAAGGGCUAUGGGCUAAUGCAGUGCCCUUCUCUGCAAAUAGUGAAAGAGAAGAAGAAAAUGGCAACUUGCCGAAGUCAGAAAGUCGCAUCGAAAGUCAUCCUUUGCGACGUUCUCCUAGAAAAAGUCAUUUACCACGCAGGGAAAGCAAAAGUAGAGGAGAUAAAUCCAACCCGCAAGUCCGAAGAAAGAGCAGUGGGAACAGAAAAAAGAGUGAUAAACCAGAUCACCAGGAACAAAUUGACCACCAAGCUGCGUGUCUGGAUUUAGCAACUAAGCAAAUAAAAGAUUUUGAAGAGAAAAGAGCAGCAUUACAACAAGGAGACUUGAAAUGCGAUUCUAACUUCGACGAUUUUUUCAAAUACCGAAACAAGUGCGAAGACAACCUCAACAGGAUUCAGAACUUGAACCGUGAAACUUCAGCAGAGAGGGAAGGGAUAGAUCACUUUCUUUUAAAGAGAAAAACGAAUGGUGGGCUCGCAUCAAAUAAUGAAACCUACGGUUUUGACGCCUUCCAAGGAGACGAGAGGUUGCAUUUUUACCCGAAUUCAAAAUCCGAAUACGACGACAAUGAGAACUGUAAGCAGAAAAAAUUGGCAAUAACUGACUUUUUAUAAGAAAACAGAACGUUUUCGUAUUGUGAUAAUAAAACUGAAAAUCCAAAUGAACAGAUCCGUUCGUAGUAUCUGAGAUACUAUUGUUUAAUGAUCUACUUAUGAUGAUAUUCGUUUAUCAUGUUUCUUUUUUUUCUUCCUAAAUUCAUGUCGAGAGAAGCAAAGAAGAAAAAAAUGGUUUAACAGUGUAGAACAUUUUCUCACUUAGAAAGGGUAAAGAAAUUAGAAAACUGCAAAUAAAUAAGAUUGUUUAUAUAUUACGUAUAUAUUUUACGUAUGUGUUUGUUCGAUCUUAGUGUGUAAAGUUGUAAAAGCAAUUUUUGUUGUACAGCGGUCUUUCAUUAAAUGAAAAAGAAAAA
Molecule: messenger RNA, 5522 nt
Organism: Parasteatoda tepidariorum (common house spider)
Lineage: Eukaryota; Metazoa; Arthropoda; Arachnida; Araneae; Theridiidae
Biological process (GO): G protein-coupled receptor signaling pathway
Cellular component (GO): plasma membrane
Molecular function (GO): G protein-coupled receptor activity
Source: RefSeq, a predicted model, not a curated record